CCGUGGCCGGUCGUAUAAGUGCGGCUGCGGCGGGGCCGGCUCGCCCUGCCCCAGGCCGGGGAGCGGGCGCGGGCAGAGCCGUCGGAGCCGCGGUUCAGGACGCGGACAGCGCAGCGGGGCUGAGGGCGGCGGGGCCAGCAGGGGGGGCCGGCGCGGGCGCCUCUCGCCGCCCGGCGGCUCAGGCGGGGCCAUGGCCGCGGGCGGGCGGGCGGCCGAGCAGCCGGCAGAGCUCAGCCACUACGUGGUGGCGCGGCCCAUCUACAGCGAGCCGGGCUUCCAGGAGGAGAACGAGCGGCGGCCGCCGCUGCCGCCCACGCUCCGCGAGCGGGCGCAGGCGGCCUGCAGGUGUUCUAGGAAAAGGGCCUUUCAAAUUGCCAAGUCCUUUCUGCCCAUCCUGGAGUGGCUGCCCAACUACCGGGCGAAAGAGUGGCUGAUCAGCGACAUCAUCUCGGGAGUCAGCACCGGCCUCGUCGCCACCCUUCAAGGUUUGGCAUAUGCUUUGCUGGUUGCAGUCCCUGUUGGAUAUGGUCUCUAUUCUGCUUUUUUUCCCAUCCUGACAUACUUUUUCCUCGGAACAUCAAGGCACAUCUCAGUUGGUCCAUUCCCUGUAGUCAGUUUGAUGGUGGGAUCUGUUGUAUUGAGCAUGGCCCCUGAUGAGCAUUUUCUCAUAGAAAGCAUUAAUGCUACAGGGACUAAUGCUACUGGGACACUGAUAGACACUGAAUCCAGAGAUGCACAGAGAGUGCUGAUUGCUAGUACUCUCACAUUCCUGGUUGGAAUUUUACAGGUAAUAUUUGGAGUCCUCCAGAUUGGUUUCAUUGUGAGGUACCUUGCAGAUCCACUGGUUGGGGGAUUCACAACUGCAGCUGCUUUUCAAGUGCUUGUGUCACAAUUGAAAAUAGUCCUGAACGUUUCGACUAAAAAUUAUAAUGGUGUCCUUUCCAUCAUAUAUACUCUUAUUGAAACAUUUGAAAAAAUUGGUACCACAAACAUUGCAGAUCUUAUUGCUGGACUCCUCACCAUUUUUGUCUGCAUGGUAGUUAAAGAACUCAAUGAUCGGUUCAAACACAAGAUACCAAUACCUAUACCAAUAGAAGUUAUUGUGACAAUAGUAGCCACUGGCAUUUCAUAUGCUGCCGACUUGGAAAAAAAAUACAAUGCAGGCAUUGUUAAGAGCAUUCCAAGAGGAUUUUUGCCUCCCGAACCUCCAAAAGUCAGCCUGUUUUCCCAGAUGAUAGCAGCCUCCUUUUCCAUUGCUAUUGUUGCUUAUGCUAUUGCCGUAUCUGUGGGAAAAGUAUAUGCAACCAAGUAUGACUAUGCUAUUGAUGGAAACCAGGAAUUUAUUGCCUUUGGGAUCAGCAACAUUUUUUCAGGUGCCUUUUCUUGUUUUGUUGCAACUACUGCUCUUUCACGGACCGCAGUCCAAGAAAGUACCGGUGGAAAGACUCAGGUUGCUGGUAUAAUCUCAGCUGGGAUUGUUUUGAUUUCUAUUGUUGCCCUGGGGAAAUUGCUGGAGCCCUUACAAAAGUCUGUGUUGGCAGCUGUAGUCAUAGCUAACUUGAAAGGGAUGUUCAUGCAAGUGUUUGAUGUUCCGCGUCUGUGGAGACAGAAUAAAGUGGAUGCUAUGAUCUGGGUUUUUACUUGUAUAGCAUCCAUCGUUCUGGGACUUGAUUUGGGAUUACUUGCUGGCCUUUUGUUUGGAUUGCUGACAGUUGUGCUGAGAGUUCAGUUUCCUUCAUGGGGAGGCUUUGGAAACAUUCCUGGCACAGACAUCUACAAGAAGGUCAAGGACUACAAAAAUGUUAUAGAACCAGAAGGUGUGAAGAUUCUCAAGUUUGCAAGUCCAAUUUUUUAUGCUAACAUUGAUGGACUGAAAAGCAGCCUCAAAUCCACAGUGGGAUUUGAUGCAGUCAAGGUAUAUAAUAAGAGACUCAAAGCACUGAGGAAAAUACAAAAGCUAAUCAAGAAGGGAAAAUUAAAAGCUACUAAGAAUGGCAUCAUCAGUGAACCUGGUAUUAAUAAUGAAGCUUUUGAGACUGAUGAGGAUCCUGAAGACAACCAAGAUCUUCAAGUUCCCACCAAAGAAGUAGAGAUCCAGGUGGACUGGAAUUCAGAACUGCCAGUCAAAGUAAACAUCCCCAAGGUGCCCAUUCACAGCCUCAUUCUUGAUUUUGGAGCAGUAACCUUCUUGGAUAUUGUAGCUGUGAGAUCAAUAAAAACGAUAAUCAAAGAGUUUGAGAGAAUUGAUGUGAGAGUAUACUUUGCUUCAUAUCAAGACAACCUUAUAUCUCAGCUGGAACGGAGUGCCUUCUUUGAUGACACUGUCAGAAAAGACAUGUUCUUUUUGACUGUCCAUGAUGCUGUGCUCUACAUAAGGAAUCAAAUGACAUACAGUGACAACAAAGAUCCCAUAUUUGAGAAGAUUGCACUCAUGCAGGAGUCUAAAGAACCCAUAGAGUUCACAGAAACAAGCCGGCCUGGUGAUGAACUUGAUGUUCAGGAAGAGGCUAUGCGCAGACUUGCUUCAUGAAGAUGGACUGCUGGUACUGUCCUGCCUGUGAACUCACAGCAAUAUUUACGCACCAGUACUAUAUAAACAUUUUCUGCAAUGAAACCAAUCUUUGCACUGGAAGAAAACCCUGAUUGUUUUUCUGAAUGAUACAGAUCUCUAUAACUCUCCAAAUUUUAGCUAACAUUGUCCUGGAAAUAUUCUGGACAGCAAGCACUUUCCAAUAUGAUACAUUUUAAUAAAAAAGAAAAUCAGAAGAUUAUUACAAAAGAUUUACUGAGUUUUGGGACUAGUCAAGCAGAAGAUGCACUACACUUUCAUCAUUGUGUACAGGAUGAAACACUCCUUCGUGGUCUGCCCAGGAGAGUUGAAGAGACCAAAAUCUUUGGAUGGCAAGCCUUUCGUUCAGUAUUUGUACAAUGCCUAGAGAAAGGGCAGGAGUUCUAGCUGGCCAAGGCUUGGAAUUGUAGAACAUUAGUAUGAGAAUAUGUGCUGUGUCACGAUCAUUUUUUCCAAGCAAUUCCUUAAAUUGCUGCAGGUUGUUAGAUCACUGAAACAGGUGAUAGGUGAAACAGUCACAUGAAGAGAAAACAGCACUGAACUACUAAAAAAUUUUAAAUAGGAUAAGUUUCAAAAGACGCUUGGAUAUGGGCUCAUUAGUUAUGUAUUAAUCCCAUUGUGGCAAAUCAUGCACUACUACUUAUGAUCAUUCCUAAAAUGAAGUACACGCCGAUUAUUUUGGCUAGGUUACAUAACCUUCAUCAAGAGGCAGAUCCUGACAUAAAUUAAGGAAAACCUUGGUGCCCAUGUGCUUAAUGGAAUCUGUAGAACAAGCUGCUACUGAGUGCAAGCAAGAAAGUCAGAAUGUGACCUAAUAUAGAGGUUUAUGGGGUUUUUAAAUUGAAUAUAGGAGUAUUUUUUUGUUUAAUGAAUAGUUAUAUUUUUUAUAUAGCAGAUUUUUUCUUUUAAUAUUUUACAUCAAACUGCUGCUGUUCUUUUACAUUUGAAAGUCCAUAACGCACAAGUGCAAUCAUUUACAAAAGAUAAAGGAUUUGACCUGCAAAACUUUAAUUCUUACUUUCAGACUAUAUAAAGUAGAUAUGCAGGAAAUUAAUGUUCCUAAUUUUCAUGAAGAAGAAAUGUAUUUUGAUGUAAAACAGACAGCUACCUUAAAUUUUUUAGCACUACGUUAAUUUUUUUAAAGAGAAGAAAACCCUUCAUGGUGAGGAAACCGAUAAAAACAACAGUGUAAGAAAUGCCCUGCUAUAAAAUGUCUUUAACAGUGUGGGCUAAUUAGCUUCAGUAUCUUCACAUAUUUAAGUCUCUUUAUUUGAUUACAUCAGAGAAAUUUUCAUACAUCACACUGCACAAAUAUUUCUGCUGCAGGUUAAUGUUAGUGGAAAAUCUCAGGUGUAAAGCUAAGCACUAAAUAAAUUAUUCUGUCCUAAGGACCUGAAAGAACUCCAUCAAAAUCAGUGGGGAAAAAAUCCUAUAAACUUCUGUCAGUAGGGCAGUAUCUUACAUAGUAGGUAACAGCACCAGACUGACAUCUUUAUUCUCUUAAUUAAGGCAAAAAAUUCAGCCUUCACAACAGUCAGUGAAGUUUCUCAUUUCACAUGCAAUACAGGCUUGAACUUAAGUGAUGUCCAAGCCAGCAAAACGCAGGAUUGUAUGCAUAAUGGACAUAGGCCAUUGUAUAUCAGAUGGGCAUCUCCACCAUCUAAGAAUGAGGCAAAUCAGACCAAUCAGCACCUCUUCAGAUGGUACUAAUAAUUUCUAUUUACACUAAUGCUUUUGCCCAGGCUGUGAUUUGAUAAUUCAUGCUUUUAAUGCUACCUGUCCUCCUCCUCUCCCAUUUGCCAGCUAGGUGGCACUUCUACCCGCCUUACUGACCUGAAGUCCCUUUUAGACCAUGGCCCCAGCUUCUCUAAACUUGACUACAGGGAGCUGUUGCCAGUGCACAAGGCCAGUAACAGAAGGACAAGGCCAGUGACAUGUUUCUUAGAAGCUGUAUUGCCUUUCUAAAACACAUGUACAUUUUAUGUAAAAAGCAAAAUUUUCUACCUGGGACUGGUAAGUGAGCUUUCAGUUAAUUGUCAUGCAGGACACAUACUAUGGAAAAGAUGGUAAAAAAAUGGUAGCAGUGAUUUUUUUUUUUAUCAAGGGAACAUAUGCACUGUGAAGUUUAAGUAUAGAUUCUUACUUAACAGACAUGUGGGCUUACAUUAUUUUUUGAACUUUCUCUAUUUCCUGACCGUACAGGUAUGUAAAAAGCAAUUAAAUAUUCAACAGUCUUCCAGUUCCUUUCCAAAUACAACAUUUCAGCUGUGAUUGUGAUAAAGUAUGAUGAAAUGCACUUGUCUUUGGCCUGCAUAGUUCUUCCAGGCAUGGCUGUAUCUGUUCUUAAUUUAACUGGCACAAAAUAUUCAGCUUUUUCUGAAAAACAGCAUUUCAAAUCCCUCUUUCAGUGGGUCAGGGAGUAUGUGCUUAAUUUUCUAUGUAACCAUCAAAAUGAAGGAUACCAAAAUAAUGGAUUUUGCAACAAAGCUGAAAUUCUCUACAGUUUUGUACUAAUUCAAACAUCCAUAAUACAACUAGGUGUGCUUAUCUUUUUCCAGCUGGAUGAAGAAGCGGUAUUUUUGUAUGCAUUUUGAGUAUUACUGUUCUGUCUUUGCAUAUCAGGUAUUAAAUCUGGAGAUGUAUUUUUAAGUUUCUUUACCCUUUUAAAAAGCUGCAUUUGAAAAAGUAAUUGUAUCCAUUAACUAGAAAAUAAAGUUGUGCACACUGUAAA
Messenger RNA from Pseudopipra pipra, 5300 nucleotides. RefSeq names its product solute carrier family 26 member 4 (gene SLC26A4). The record is from RefSeq and is a predicted model, not a curated record. Gene Ontology annotation, cellular component: plasma membrane. Lineage: Eukaryota; Metazoa; Chordata; Aves; Passeriformes; Pipridae. Bases 191 to 2530 code for a protein of 779 amino acids. The transcript has 20 exons. Gene Ontology annotation, biological process: transmembrane transport. Gene Ontology annotation, molecular function: bicarbonate transmembrane transporter activity; secondary active sulfate transmembrane transporter activity; oxalate transmembrane transporter activity.